Messenger RNA from Kwoniella botswanensis, 360 nucleotides. RefSeq lists its product as uncharacterized. The record is from RefSeq and is a predicted model, not a curated record. Gene Ontology annotation, cellular component: mitochondrial intermembrane space. The transcript is spliced from 3 exons. Gene Ontology annotation, biological process: mitochondrial respiratory chain complex IV assembly. The coding region runs from base 1 to 360 and encodes 119 amino acids. NCBI's taxonomy places the organism in Eukaryota, Fungi, Basidiomycota, Tremellomycetes, Tremellales, Cryptococcaceae.
AUGUCAUUUGGUAGACCAGGAUUCGCAGAUACAUUCAAAGUCUCACCUCCUCAGAGGGGUUCUUUCCCUUUAGAUCAUGAUGGUGAAUGUAAAGAAUUCAUGUUAUCGUAUCUGAAAUGUCUUAAGUUACAUUCAAACGAUAAUGGGAGAUGUAGAUUACAAUCUAAAAAGUACCUAGAAUGUAGGAUGGAUAACGGCCUCAUGACGAGGGACGACUUCAGUAAUCUCGGAUUAGGCGAUGUCGACAAUCCGAAUCCGACUGCUCCCAAAGCUGAAGCUACCACAUCGAUAUCUUCGAGCUCAUCUCCAUCGUCACAUCAGAACACACCUUCUUCAAGCACUCAACAAGAGAGGAUAUAG